AAUUGACACGGGAAUAACUUUGUGCGAGUGAUCCAACGUAUCAUAUUGCGAGUACAAAUACAUGCAGUAUCGUAGUCGUGAUAUCUUAGCAUUUCACACGCUGCCAUAUUAGCUCUAAAAUCGACAGGAUACAGCCAGACAUCGCAAAACAAGACGUGGCGAUAAUAUGCGAAAACGUACUCUCCAGAUAAGAAACAAGCGGAGGGGGGCCCUUAUCGCGAUAUUUACGCGCCUGAAAUUCGGUCGCAAGUGGGGAUGGGUGGAAUAGACAAAAGAGAGUGGACAAGUGGCAAGUCGCGGCUGUAGGAAUGUGACGGGAAACUUGAAUCACGCGCCUGUCAGCUGUACUUUAUGCCUCGAACCUAGAUAACCUCUCCAAGUAGUUAAACGAAAUCCCCUCUCUUUACCUUCGUCGCGAGUAGAAAAGGCGUGCGUCGUCUUCGUAUAACAUCUAAAUCCAUCAGCACGUCUCAUUUCGUGUUCACGAGCAUCGAUCGUAUUCGCAUCCUACGACGAAUCGAGAGAAAGUUAUUUGUGUAUAUAUCGCAUAAAGCAGGAGCGCACUUGUCACCAGCAGACAUCGACGAAAGCGCGGGUACCUCGGGGAACUUAUUUUCGGCGCGGGUGAAUUUAACUUGAGAUUCAAACUGUCAGCACACGGAGGAAUGCAAAAGGACUGUCGAGAUUGUUUGGGUAUCCGGUACCGCAUUAACAGCCUGGAUCAAACCUGGAAGUGGUUGCAUCAAACGAUCGCCCUGCACGACUACCUGAUUUCCGUCACCGCGAGCCAGACCAACGUUCCUAAGCGUUUCCAUCAAUAGAGGUCAUCAUAUAUCGAUCGUUAAGCUAAAACUCUUACACGUGACACGAGGUAGCUCAUGACUCAAAACAAAACUCGCAGUUUGUCUCACAAACAAAGAGUGAUAUAGACGGCAUAAGUCACGUCACGGUGACCUUAACCAGGUAGUCUGUUGCUAUUCGCCAAUCAGGGAGGUACACAGAUCUUACGAGCAAUGUCUAUGUCCAUCAGAAUGAUUUUCGCCAGACGCUGCAUGCCUUAUUUCAACGGCAUCCAACGAGUCAGACACGGGUCGAUCUAUACCACGAACGAUGACAUCGACUCGAUCAAGAAGUCAGUAUUCAUCUCUCAAUCCACAGACAUCUUUGUCAAUCUGGCGCUGGAGCAUUGGCUGUAUCGUAAUUUUGACUUCUCUAAACACCACGUACUGCUCUUAUGGAAAAAUGAUCCAUGCGUAGUAUUUGGACGUCAUCAGAAUCCUUGGUUGGAAUGUAAUGUGCAGGCAGCUGAGAAGGAGAAUAUUGCUUUGGCACGACGAAAUAGCGGUGGCGGUACCGUUUAUCACGACAGAGGUAACCUUAAUCUGUCAUUCUUCACGCCCAAACAGAGAUACGAUCGAAAAUACAAUCUUAAUAUCAUCAAAACCGCCUUAUUUCGACAAUGGGGCUUAAAGAGCGAGAUAAACAAUCGCGACGAUAUUAUAGUCGAAAGAGAUUACAAGGUAUCUGGAACAGCUGCAAAGUUAGGACAAUUGAAUGCUUAUCAUCAUUGCACGCUUUUGGUUAAUGUGAAUAAAAUCAAUCUGAGUAUAGCUCUUGAAAGAAAAGAGAAUGGUAUCAUUACGAAUGCGACGACUUCUACACGUACAAUAAUAAAGAAUUUAUCUGAUAUAAAUCGAUAUAUCCAAGUAGAUAAACUUAUAUCUGCUAUUGGCUGGGAAUAUAUGCGUACAAAAGCUCUCGUUUUCGAAGACGCAAGAUAUGAUCUUGUUCAGCAACAGAAAGGCUUCCAGUAUAUCAAUCCAACCGAUGAUUGGUUUCCUGGAAUCGACAAGAUUAUCAGCGAGUUUCGUUCCUGGGAGUGGAAUUUCGGCAAGACACCGAAAUUUUUAGUUACCCGCACGCUCGAUGUUCCGACUCACGAUGGUAAAAUGCAUCGCAUAAAUUUAAGCUUGGAGAUACAGAACGGUAUCAUAGAGGAAAUCAGAAUGACCUUGCCUGCUGGAUUAGUUUCAACUGACAUUAAUCAAGAUGCGAGUGCACAUCUUGAUCUUCAUGUGAUUAGCAAUCUUCGUGGUACAAGAUACAACCAUGAAAUAACAGAAAAUAUAAUUACCGAAAUUGGUGGUAAGAUCGUUACGUUAAACACAAGCCAAAAUGUAGAUGAUAACAAUGUAAAAAGAUUUGAUGAGGCUACACUACAAUGACCCGAAACUUCGGACAGCCACACAUCUGUCUGAAGUUUUAUUGUGUUCAAAAAAUGAAAAUAAUUAUACAUAUAUAUAGUUAUUAAAAUAUAUAUAUAUAUAAUUUUAAUAACUAUAUUUUAAUAACUAUAUUUAU
Messenger RNA from Cataglyphis hispanica, 2361 nucleotides. It is a transcript of the gene Lipt1, whose product is annotated as lipoyltransferase 1, mitochondrial. Gene Ontology annotation, molecular function: lipoyltransferase activity. Bases 1014 to 2225 code for a protein of 403 amino acids. The transcript is spliced from 5 exons. Gene Ontology annotation, biological process: protein lipoylation. The record is from RefSeq and is a predicted model, not a curated record. Lineage: Eukaryota; Metazoa; Arthropoda; Insecta; Hymenoptera; Formicidae. Gene Ontology annotation, cellular component: mitochondrion; cytoplasm.